AUGACGAUUUGUGCUGAGAUGAUCCUCAUCAUGGGAAUUUUGGUACGCGCUUCCGUGGGUGGCUGGGCAAUGCUUGGUGGGAGAGAAUCCAUGGAAAUGGUGGACGUUGACCCAGGCAGUCAUCAACUGAAAACACGGGCAACACGGGCAACACUGGCGCAGCAGCACAGCAUAAAAAGUAUACCCAUUGGGAAGUUGGAACCCCGCAGUUAA
This is a messenger RNA of Botrytis deweyae, 213 nucleotides long. RefSeq lists its product as uncharacterized. The coding region runs from base 1 to 213 and encodes 70 amino acids. The record is from RefSeq and is a predicted model, not a curated record. NCBI's taxonomy places the organism in Eukaryota, Fungi, Ascomycota, Leotiomycetes, Helotiales, Sclerotiniaceae. The transcript has a single exon.